AUGGCCGACGCUGGUUCGGAGGAAGAUCGCAUGACCUGUCACGCCUGUGGCCAAGUCUGGCUUCGGCGCACCUCGCAUGGUCAAGAAUGUCCGUACUGCGGCUCCGACUUCACAGAGAUCAUUGAAAUACCUCCUGAUACAGAUCCCGAACCUGAAUCCUCACACCCCGACCCUCCCGAAACGUUCCCAGGCUACCAUCGAUCGCCUCCCCCGCCGCCGGUCAAUCCUUGGGCGGAUCACAACCCAUGGGCGCAUAUUGACGACGAUGAUAUGACCGGAUGGGACUCAGGACCUAGAGUCACCCAUCGAUCUUUCCGGUCCCCCAACGGCUCGUACAUAUUCCAUGGCUCAAUUCGAACUGGCAUGCAACCCCGCCCCCGCAGAGUGCCAGGCGUGCAGCGGGACCGAGAUUUUGAUCCGAUAAUGCGGGACAUGGAACAGUUUUUUCAGAGCAUGCAUGAGGCCGACCGGGACCGUGCUUCCCGCGCCCAAGGUCCUGGAUCGGCUCCUGGGGAACAAACUGCUUUUGACUCUGCAAAUCGGCCAAUGCCCUAUCCCCGGGGUGGUCUGUUCCCUCGUAAUGCGGACGGACCCCAGCCAAUGGGCUCGCCUUUGGGGAGCCUUAGCAAUCUAAUUGAUCUCCUGCAAAAUAUGAACCCUCAGCAACAACAACAACCGGGAGCGCCAAACAUUCGCAUCAUGCCCGGAGGCGCACCGCUAGCACUCAUUUCAGCUUUACUGAACAUCUCACGCAACGGUGACGCAGUUUAUUCACAAGAAGAAUUAGACCGGGUCAUAUCCCAGCUCGUAGAGCAGAACAACCACAGCGCAGUCCCGCCAGCCGCACAAGACGCUAUUCAAGCGCUCCCCAAGAAAGCCGCAGAUGCAGAGCUCCUCGGCAGCGAGGGCAACGCUGAAUGCUCAAUCUGCAUGGACUCGGUCAAGAUCGGGGACGAGGUCACCGUGCUCCCGUGUACACACUGGUUCCACCCGCAGUGCAUUGAGAUGUGGCUCAACCAGCACAACACCUGCCCGCACUGCCGACGCGGAAUCGACCCGAGCACGACUCCCGAUGCGAAUGCGACAAACACGGCGCCAUCCGCGGGGACGUCGGGCUCUGCGUCUGGACGGACUAGGCGCUCGAAUUCGAUAUCCGGCUCCAGCGCUCAUCAGUCACAUACCUCGGAUGAAAGUCGGAGGUCGUCACGGAGCAGUCGUGGCGAGGGGUCUGGGGGGUGGGCCGGAUGGGUACGCAGUCGAUUAGGCGGGGGAGGAGGUGGUUAG
Aspergillus calidoustus is the source of this 1284-nucleotide messenger RNA. The record is from the annotation of a GenBank genome assembly. NCBI's taxonomy places the organism in Eukaryota, Fungi, Ascomycota, Eurotiomycetes, Eurotiales, Aspergillaceae.